Sorghum bicolor (sorghum) is the source of this 1306-nucleotide messenger RNA. RefSeq lists its product as uncharacterized. The transcript has a single exon. Lineage: Eukaryota; Viridiplantae; Streptophyta; Magnoliopsida; Poales; Poaceae. The record is from RefSeq and is a predicted model, not a curated record. Bases 120 to 845 code for a protein of 241 amino acids.
UCACAGCCCCUCUACAGUAGAGGUGGGCUCUGCGCGGCGGGCCGUUUGCCGUUUUGAGUCCGCCCCCAUCCUGAAUCCUGACCCCCGCCGGCCCUCGCCUGACGAGUGACGACCGCCCAAUGGACUCUCCCGGCCGGCCCCGCCGCUCUCCGCCCGCCGACCGUUUCCUCGGCCUCUUCUCCUCCCCGUCCCACUCCCUCGCCGCUUCCUCGCCCUCCGCCGGGGACGAGCUCCUCGAGGGCGACCUCCUCUUCCCCGCGCCGCCCUCCUCCACGGACCCGCCGCCCGACGCCUCCAAGAACCCCCACCUCGGCCUGCUCGCCGCGCUCCACGAAGGCGACAGGAAGGUACGUGGGCGCGGCGGAGCUGCUGCUGUGGCCGCGUCGACGGCCACGGCUGGAGCCUCCGGGACUCUGCUCCGCCGCAAAGCGACCAUCGCCGCGGCCGCGGCCGCGGCGUCGGCUUCCUCCGUUACGCCUUCACUGUCCCCGACGUCCGCCUCGCGUGCCAUACCGGUGGCACCGAGGCCAAGGGACCCUGAGCUGCCGCCCGCGGCGCCGUACCACCAGUCGGCUCCCGUCCUGGUUCCCGUCCCUCCGCCCUGGAGUCGCGGGCGCAAAUGGGACAAACUCGCCGACGGGGACGACGACGAUGAGGAGCUCUUUCAUGGGGACGCCGCCAUGCUACCCCCGCACGAGAUGGUGGCGCGCGCGUCCGCGGGCGCCGGCUACGCUUCCCCAGGGAAACCGUCCUCGAUGCUGGAGGGCGUCGGCCGCACGCUCAAGGGACGCGACCUCCGCCGCGUUCGCGACGCCGUGCUCCGGCAGACUGGCUUUCUUGACUGAAUCCGGCAAAGGUGGUAAUAUGUUUUUUUCCCUGCAUGAUCUAGUAGGAAAGAUGAAACAAGAAAUUACGGUUAGCUUGUGGUCCAAACUACUUGCAGUUUUCGUGUUCUUGGAGAUAUGCGGUGCGAGAUCAUCACUUGCCGAAACUUAAUAAUAGAUGAGUAGUGAGGAUUAGUGUUUAGGGUCAGGGAGCUCUCUCUCUGCAGCUAAGGAGAGGGAGCAAAGCUUGAGAGGAUGUUUGGUGAUUUUUGUCAAUCCAAAUGUCCAAGCCAAUGCAUUGUCUGCUGCAUCAGAAUUUUGCUUUGUGAAAUCUUGAGUUAAAAUAAACUUGAGGAUUUUGGUACUCUACUACUUUUUUUUUUUGUUCCUAGCAAGGUGCAUGUGUUGUAAUAGGCAAAAAUUAUGCUCUCCAGUUGGAAGAGAUGAGUGGAAACUAUACUAUACCUAUAUUUUUUUGGUUU